UUACAAAUUCCAAUUAAAUAUUUAAAUUUAAGGUAACCUAAAACUAGUCUUAACUUUUAACUUAUUUAAUAGUUUAAGAGAUAAUUUAACAUUAUAAUUUAAUAUGCGAUAUCUAUCACAAAUAUUCCAACCAUUGAUCACAAUACCGAAAGGAGCAAAACUUAAAAAUACCGAUAUUACUUGUAAAAGCCAAAAGUUACUUUUAGAAUGCGGUCUCAUUCGUCCAACGAGUGCGGGCCUAUUUACAAUAUUACCUCUCGCACGACGGGCUAUAGAUAAGCUAGAAAACUUAAUACAUAAAUGCUUAGAACAUGUGAAUGCUCAGCGAAUGUCAUUGCCAUCCUUGACGUCAGCUAGACUGUGGGAACGUAGUGGAAGACUGGACCAAGUUGGAGCUGAACUACUUAUGGUACAAGAUAGACACAACAAACAGUACUUAUUAGCACCGACACAUGAGGAGGCAGUAACAGAGUUGAUGGCUGAUGUUGGUCCUCUGUCAUAUAAACAGUUACCAUUGCUCAUAUACCAGAUCUCAAACAAGUACAGAGACGAGUUACGACCUAAACACGGCCUGUUGCGCGCCAGAGAGUUUCAAAUGUUGGACCUCUACGGGGUUCACGCGGACGAAGCGAGCGCCGCCUCUGUCUACGAUGACGUCACCGGUGUCUACAGACGGUUGUUUGAUUCGUUGCAUUUGCCUGUUCAUAGAGUGUCAGCGCCCCCUGGUGAGAUGGGUGGGUCAGUUUCGCAUGAGUGGCAGCUGCCGGCCGCCGCGGGAGAGGACACAGUGGCCGUAUGUCCGUCCUGCUCGCACGUUUCCUUGCGGGGCCCGUGCCAACGGUGCGGGAGCGAGACAACAACACUCAACAGCAUCGAGGUGGGUCACACGUUUGUUCUGGGCACGAGGUACAGCGAGUGUCUGCAGGCUCGAUGCACUCCGCCGGACUCGAACCCCACGCCCCUCGUCAUGUCGUGCUACGGCAUCGGAAUCACAAGGUUGUUAGCAGGCAGUAUCGAGCACCUCAGCUCAGAGACCAGUAUCAGGUGGCCGGCGCCCAUUGCGCCCUAUACUGCGCUCGUCAUCGGGCCUAAGGAAGGCUCGAAGGAAUGGUUGAGUCACAACCCGGAGCGAGUUCGCGGGGUCUCGCAACUGAUCACCGAUGCGCUCGGUGAUGAGGAAGUCAUCAUCGACGACAGGCAUCACCUCACCAUCGGGAAACGACUGAUGCUCGCCGAUAGGAUGGGGUAUCCUUACAUCAUAGUUUGCGGCCGAAGUUCUACAGACACGCCGCCAAAAUACGAGUUAUACCGAAGUAAUAGCGGCCACGAAGAACCCGGGCCCCUGCUACUAGAACUGUCCCCUCUGCUAGAACAUAUCAAGCAGAGCCAACCAAAACUGUUUAAUAAAUGUAUUAACUCGUUUUAUGUUUUACUUUUUUUAUGGAAAAGGUUUGUCCUCCUUUUCCAGUGUAUGAUACACCUGGUGUUAAGUGAUCAUCACCGCCCUUAA
Leptidea sinapis is the source of this 1510-nucleotide messenger RNA. RefSeq names its product probable proline--tRNA ligase, mitochondrial (gene ProRS-m). Bases 104 to 1510 code for a protein of 468 amino acids. Gene Ontology annotation, biological process: prolyl-tRNA aminoacylation. The record is from RefSeq and is a predicted model, not a curated record. Gene Ontology annotation, cellular component: cytoplasm; mitochondrion. Gene Ontology annotation, molecular function: proline-tRNA ligase activity; ATP binding. Lineage: Eukaryota; Metazoa; Arthropoda; Insecta; Lepidoptera; Pieridae. The transcript is spliced from 9 exons.